This is a messenger RNA of Dama dama (fallow deer), 1014 nucleotides long. RefSeq names its product synapse differentiation inducing 1 like (gene SYNDIG1L). The record is from RefSeq and is a predicted model, not a curated record. The transcript has 5 exons. Gene Ontology annotation, cellular component: intracellular membrane-bounded organelle; membrane. NCBI's taxonomy places the organism in Eukaryota, Metazoa, Chordata, Mammalia, Artiodactyla, Cervidae. Bases 298 to 1014 code for a protein of 238 amino acids.
CUGCUCACAAGGAACUGAAGAGCGUCUAGGACUCCUGGUACCCCAGUCCCCACGACACUAGGGCAGGCGUCUUCCCCAGACUGUGAGCUCUGGGAGACCAAGUGUGCAGCCUUCUUCCUCCGCCUGCUUCAUCCCCAACAUCUGUACAGCACCUGGCCAUCGCUGACGCUCAGUGGUCAUGCGGUGAAUGGAUAAAUGAAUGACCCAGCUCUAUGAGCAGGCCCUCUGAGGACGGCUCAACUGGCCACCAAGUCCCAGGGUUCUGGGGCUCGCCUCCCCGGAGCUGCCCCCAGAACCAUGGAGAGUCUGAGUGAGCUACAGAACCCACUGCUGCCUCGGAGCCCCACGCACCUCCAUGGCCCCUACCCCUACCCCGAGGCUUCUCCUGCCUGGCCCUGCCGGGAGAAGAUCUAUUCCUACCUCCUGGGCGGUGCUGACCCUGCGCAUGCCCACCAGCUCCUGGACCCCGGGUCCCUGCAGCUGGCCGUGGAGGCCUGGUACAGGCCCAGCUGUCUCCUGGGGAGGGACAAGGUCAAGGAGCCCAGGGCAGGCAGCUGUGAGACCAGCUUCACAGAGGGCAGGGAGCCCCUGGCUGGGCCUAUGGAGCGGUCCACGGAACCUGGCCAAGCAGAAGAGGAUGUCGCCAUCCAGACUGUGUCCUACGGGGUUCAAGAGGAGCUCCAAGGCCAAGAGGGUGACCCGGAGGAAGAAGAGAGUGAUGCCACAUCAACGGAGAGUGAAAGUGAAGACAACUUCCUUACGCUGCCUCCCAGGGACCACCUGGGUCUCACCAUCUUCUCCAUGCUCUGCUGCUUCUGGCCUCUGGGCAUCGCCGCCUUCUACUUCUCCCAGGGGACCAGCAAGGCAAUCUCCAAGGGGGACUUCCGCCUGGCCAACACCACCUCCCGCCGGGCCCUCUUCCUGGCCACACUGUCUAUCGCCGUGGGGGCUGGUCUCUAUGUGGCCGUGGUAGUGGCCCUGGCAGCUUACAUGUCCCAGAAUGGCCACGGCUAG